Kogia breviceps (pygmy sperm whale) is the source of this 1994-nucleotide messenger RNA. RefSeq names its product transmembrane protein 39A (gene TMEM39A). The record is from RefSeq and is a predicted model, not a curated record. NCBI's taxonomy places the organism in Eukaryota, Metazoa, Chordata, Mammalia, Artiodactyla, Physeteridae. Gene Ontology annotation, biological process: negative regulation of autophagosome assembly; negative regulation of autophagosome maturation. Gene Ontology annotation, cellular component: endoplasmic reticulum membrane.
CUGCCACGUCUGCUCAGCUCCGCGAUAAUGGAGGCUGAGGAUGAGUGCUGACGGGGCUGGGCUCUUCCUCUAGCUUUAGUUCUGGCUCUGACUCUGGCACUGCCUCGGUGUCUGGGUCUGGCAGCGCGAAGCCUGGACACCUUUUCUCGACUCUCCGGGAGGGGACGGCCCGCGGGCAAGCAACUGGUUUGGAGCGCCUCAACCUGGGCAGGGAGUUCUCUUGCCUGGGGUCCAGCCUGUAAAGCCGCCUCCUCCCAGGGAUCCCUCCCCACUGGCCUGGCCUCCUCCAUGCUGUUGAAACAGGCUGACAACCGUUGACCUGGGUUGCAGCUACAGGUGGCACUGGAAGCAGACUGGUUCCUGGACAUGCCCGGUGGAAGGAGGGGCCCUAGUCGGCAGCAGCUAAGCCGUUCAGCUUUACCUUCUUUGCAGACUUUGGUUGGUGGGGGCUGUGGCAAUGGAACAGGCCUGAGAAACAGGAAUGGUAGUGCUAUUGGCCUUCCGGUCCCACCUAUCACAGCCUUAAUCACCCCAGGUCCUGUUCGUCAUUGCCAAAUUCCUGAUUUGCCUGUGGAUGGGAGCCUGCUCUUUGAAUUUCUCUUUUUCAUCUACUUGCUGGUUGCUCUGUUCAUUCAGUACAUCAACAUCUAUAAAACAGUGUGGUGGUAUCCUUAUAAUCAUCCUGCCUCUUGUACUUCAUUGAAUUUUCAUCUCAUUGAUUACCACCUGGCAGCAUUCAUCACAGUGAUGCUUGCGAGGAGGCUUGUAUGGGCCCUCAUCUCAGAGGCCACUAAGGCGGGUGCAGCAUCAAUGAUUCACUACAUGGUUCUCAUAUCAGCUCGCUUGGUGCUACUUACUUUGUGUGGAUGGGUACUUUGUUGGACCCUGGUCAAUCUCUUCCGAAGCCAUUCAGUCCUCAAUCUCCUUUUCCUUGGCUACCCGUUUGGUGUUUAUGUUCCUCUCUGCUGUUUCCACCAAGAUAGUAGAGCUCAUCUUCUUCUUGCAGACUAUAACUACAUGGUUCAGCACCAGGCGGUAGAGGAAAGCGCCUCGACUGUGGGUGGCUUGGCCAAGUCCAAAGACUUCCUCUCCUUAUUGCUGGAGUCUCUAAAAGAACAGUUUAAUAAUGCCACACCCAUCCCCAGCCACAGCUGCCCCCUGUCUCCAGACCUCAUUCGCAAUGAAGUAGAAUGUCUGAAAGCAGAUUUCAACCACAGAAUCAAGGAAGUUCUCUUCAACUCUCUCUUCAGUGCCUACUAUGUUGCAUUUCUCCCCCUGUGUUUUGUGAAGAGUACCCAGUACUAUGACAUGCGCUGGUCAUGUGAGCACCUCAUUAUGGUGUGGAUCAAUGCUUUUGUCAUGCUCACCACACAACUGCUGCCAUCCAAAUACUGUGAUUUGCUACAUAAAUCAGCUGCUCACCUGGGCAAGUGGCAGAAGCUUGAACAUGGGUCCUACAGCAAUGCUCCACAGCACAUUUGGUCAGAAAAUACAAUAUGGCCUCAAGGGGUGCUGGUGCGACACAGCAGGUGCUUAUAUAGAGCCAUGGGGCCUUACAACGUGGCAGUGCCUUCAGACGUAUCCCAUGCCCGCUUUUAUUUCCUGUUUCAUCGUCCAUUAAGGCUGUUAAAUCUGCUUAUCCUUAUUGAGGGCAGUGUUGUCUUCUACCAGCUCUAUUCCUUGCUGCGGUCGGAGAAGUGGAACCAUACACUUUCCAUGGCUCUCAUCCUCUUCUGCAACUACUAUGUUUUAUUUAAGCUCCUCCGGGACAGAAUAGUAUUAGGCAGGGCAUACUCCUAUCCACUCAAUAAUUAUGAACUCAAGGCAAACUAAGCUGCCUCUCAGCAAUGAGGGAGAACUCAGAUAAAAAUAUUUUCAUACGUUCUAUUUUUUUCUUGCGAUUUUUAUAAAUAUUUAAGAUAUUUUAUAUUUUGUAUACUAUUAUGUUUUGAAAGAUGGGAAGGGCAAGGGACAUUAAAUGUAUCCGUAAACAA